Molecule: messenger RNA, 6111 nt
Organism: Lampris incognitus (smalleye Pacific opah)
Lineage: Eukaryota; Metazoa; Chordata; Actinopteri; Lampriformes; Lampridae
Gene: spred1
Product: sprouty related EVH1 domain containing 1
Exons: 6
Coding region: 609-1958 (449 amino acids)
Biological process (GO): multicellular organism development; negative regulation of MAPK cascade
Cellular component (GO): membrane
Molecular function (GO): protein kinase binding
Source: RefSeq, a predicted model, not a curated record
UCGAUUAAACCAGAUGCCUAUCAACUUCUCCCGGAAAAAUCGAGUCUAGAUAUUUCUACUUUACAACUCAAUAUCUCUAUUAAAAACCAACUGGACAUUUCCCCCCCUGCUUUGGAGGCUUUACCGCAAAAUAUUCGGACACGUUGACUGAGCGACGCUGCACAGCGCUUUUCAAGUGUUGUCCUGGACCUGAAGUUGGCGAAUGGAUGCUCGACAGCCAGCCAUAAAUAACCUGCUAAACGCUGUGUACAAUUUACACUGAUUUUUAAGGAUCCGUGCAUGUUCUUCAUAAUCUGGAAUCCGUGUUGCCGAAGAGGAUCAUGCAGACGUCCAAUUUGUUGUGGUCGGAUUUUACUUCAAAGGAAGACAAAAUGAAUCAUCGGUUGUCAUUCCUCCUCGCAAUUUAGUUCCAGCCAAACAAGCUAGGCUAGCUCCUUGGUUUUCAAGAGGAGCGCUCAGUUAUGCAUGCUCCGUUGUAGACCAUUUACUUUUAUCAGAUAGUGGGUGAUUUUCAUUCGGAAGAAAAUGGUGAUAUUUGUGGUAUAUUAUCCCGCCGUCACUGCGUCGUCGAUGCUAUUGCUAGGAUUUGGAUCCCCGUGAGGAAAAAAAUGAGCGAAGAUUCGACAAAUCCAAACAACGAUGACAGUUAUGCGCGUGUGAGAGCAGUGGUCAUGACUCGGGAUGACUCCAGUGGUGGGUGGCUCCCCCUGGGGGGGGGAGGCCUCAGCUGUGUCACCGUCUAUAAGGUCAUCCGGGCGGAGGACAGCGGCAGCACCCACAGUGGAAGCAGCAGCAGCAGCAACCCCAGCCCCUGUAGCCCCAGUCCCAGCCCCAGCCCCACCACUGUGGAAUUCCUCGUCAAGGGGGAGAGGCUCAAAGACAAAUUGGUGGUGCUGGAAUGUGUCCUACAGAAAGACCUCAUUUACAACAAGGUGAACCCCAUCUUCCAUCACUGGAGGAUCAAUGACAAGAAGUUUGGUCUGACCUUCCAGAGUCCCGCUGACGCCCGCGCAUUCGACCGGGGCAUACGCCGGGCCAUUGAGGAUAUCGACCAAGGUUGUCCAUCAUUUGAGGAGGGGGAUGCACCUGAGGACGGACUACAGGUGUGUGAGGAGCCCCCCUCUAUCUGCACCCCCAUGAAGGAGCCCUUCUCCCCUUUGAACAGCGUCGUCUCCACCGAGCCUUUCAGGGGCUGUUACGUCCGUGCCCAGCCCUUUGAUGAGUUCCCCUCCAGCAACCGUCGCUAUCUGCCUCCACAGGUCUCCUUCAAGUCGACUCGCCAUGUCAGCUUUCACAUGGAUGAAGAGGAGAUCGUUCGGAUCAACCCACGCAAGGAUGUGCUGAUCCGCGGCUACGAGGACUACCGCCACCCUGUCAUGUGGAAACAGGAGGCCGAGCGUGAGGACUUAGACUUCCCCACCACCUUCCACAAACUGGACAGUAAGAAGUGUGAGUACCUUUUCCCCGAGGGCGCUGGUGGGGACCCCCACUCUGGCCCCUGUGUUGGCAUCGGGACAGGCAUGGGGCUAGGGCUGGGCAAGGACGCAUCCAUCAAGACCCAGCCCUCACCCUUGCUCAAAACCAAGAAAGGCCGGCGCCGACGGGAGGAUGGGGAACGCUCACGCUGCAUCUACUGCAGAGAGAUGUUCAACCAUGAAGACAACUGGCGGGGGCAGUGCCAGGAUGCCCCUGACCCCAUCAAGCAGUGCAUCUACAAAGUCAGCUGCAUGCUGUGUGCCGAGAGCAUGCUCUACCACUGCAUGUCUGAUUCCGAGGGCGACUUCUCGGACCCCUGCUCGUGCGAUACGUCUGACGAGCAGUUUUGCCUGCGCUGGCUGGCCCUGGUGGCGCUCUCCUUCAUUGCGCCGUGCAUGUGCUGCUACCUGCCACUGCGCGCCUGCCACCACUGUGGUGAGGCCUGCCACUGCUGCGGGGGCAAGCACAAGGCCGCAGGGUGACCCGUUGCCAGACACUGGGACACCCACAAAGCUAGCUAACACAGGAAGUGGAUAAAAGCGGAAGUAAAAAGCCGACAUCCUUGUUUUCAUUCCCCUCUCAGACGGGCUGACAUGUUCGAUCCCCAGCUCUGAGGGAUUUUGGAGAUUUCAGUUUGCGUUUGUCGCCGACAAGCAGCAGCGGAGGACAAACCAUAUGCUUUGCGGGGGCUCUGAGCAUCAAGCUAAGUUCAGCAGCUUAACCUGAGGAGGAGGCGUUGAGUUUAACAAGACUUGGAGAUGAUACACACACCUGUACACACACACCUCUCACAUUCACACUCAUACAUAGACAAGGCCAGGCCACCAGUAUCAGAAUUCUACUACAAGUGAUGUGUAGCUUUAUGAAGGAAAAUCGUCUUUUGUACAGAGAGCAAAAGCAUAUUUACAAAAGCGAAAACAAAACAAUUAUGAGUACAGGAAAACAAAAACUACUUGCUGUUUGAGAAUGCUAAAAGGGAUUAGUUCUUGCAUUUUUGUGAAUUUGCAAUUUGGGUAACAGUGGCCUUUCCUUCAUGGCUUAAGCAUUCGCUGAUGAUGUAAUUAUUAGACAGAGGAAAUGCACUAAAAAAUCGUAUUCUCCCUCCCAUAAAGGUAAAAUUCUAGUGGUAUAUCAACCACCAUAUUUAGUGAAAUUUAACAUUUUAGAGAUGUUCUGUGAUGGAUGUAUAGCCUAUGCGUUUCCUUGCUUACCUUUUCAUCAUUUAUUGAGAAAAUAAAGCAACGUAACAGCUUAUAUUUGAAGAUAUUGCCUGGCAGUAUCUGGCCUCUGACAGUCACUUAGAAGAUGCUAAAAUUACUUCCAUGUAUUGCCAAGGUGAUUUGGACCAUUUUAUUGAAUUCCAACAUAAAGGGAUCGAUUCCAUGAAUAGAAGGGAAAAUGGUGAUUAAUGAACCAUUGUCAAUUCCCCCCAAAUAAUGUAGAAGUUCCUUGUCAGGAUAUAGCAUUAGAACCACUUGAACCAUCUGAAUUGAGACCAAUAACAUCAAUUUCACAUUUUUCAGCGGAUUUCAUUUUUGGCCCAGUUACUUAGUGUUGUAGGAAAACUGGUGUUUUUGUUCAAUUAUGAUCAUUUUCCUAUUCAUUUUGGAAAUUAUUUUGACCCUAAAUCUGUAAUUUUGCUCAACCAGCAAGUUUUGUUUUGGUGAGUGAAGGGGUUAUGACUGCUCCUUGGUUGAAUGAUGAGGCACUUAAAUUAGGCUAUUCUUCGGUACAGAAUCCACAGGGUUAGAAUUAUUCUGUAUAUAAAAUCAACCAAUUCAGCAUGAGAAAACCUUACUUUGAAAGCACUGGUCUACAAGCUUUGGUUGCAGCACCCUCUCCAAAUUUCCAAACGUACUGUGUUUGUCCCAUGUAUUUUUUUUUUUGUGUCCAGAUGUAGUUUUGCUUCUUUUCUUUUUUUUUUGCUGCUGCUGUCAUAGGACAUAUCCUUCACAGUCCAUAGGAGCUCCUUGUGCAGGUUACCUUACCAUUGAUCAAAUCUUGAAUGAAUGGGUGCACAGCUUUCGAGCUCCAAUAAGUACUUCAAGACGUCAAAAUCCGAAUUAUUUCAUUUGUGUAGGCGCGCAUAGGUUUUUGUUUGCAUUGCCAGUUGGAAGGCAUGUAUUGUUACCACUGAAUUUGAUAUAUGCUUCGACUCUCAACAGUACAAAUUUGCUUCCUAUAUCUUAUCAUUUUCUGUUGGCCCAUACUCAAACCAAGAGAACAUCUCAGUUCCUAGAUCAUGUUAGGAAAACAGGCCCCGGGUAGACUAAUUGUCAGAAUGCAUGUGUUUUUAAAUCCCUUUUUUUUAAGGAACACAGCCAAUUCAGAAUUGUAGGUAGGUAUAUACAUUGCUUGAAUAGUAGUAGUUGACUCAAACUAUUUUCCUUAACACUGAAGCUAGCAUAUUACUGUUAAUAAACUCCCAGCAGAACUUUUAAUUUAGGAAAUCUGGCCACAUUAAGCCUAAAUUUUUGCUAACAAAGGCAUAGAUGCCUUUUUAAUUACUUUUGCAUCUCAUAACACACACCUCAUAUUUUAACAGCAGACUUGUUACGGCAUCCUUGUACUGUUGUCAACAGAUAUGCACAUCACCCAUCACCCACCCUCUUGUCACUCCUGGUUCAAUGUGGUGAUGCCUCAAUGUCUACAAGAAUGGAUUAAAGGGGAUGGGGGGGGGGCAGUUUCUUCCUGAUUCUUCCCCGGCUUUGUCCAGUGGCACCAACGCUCCCUUUACUUUCUAUGCAAACCUCUUAACACGGGACACACAUCGACCUCUCUCCAGACUGAGUCAGUGACGGGACAGGACACUUUAACGCUUUAGGUAGACGACUGACCCCUGGUACCAAACUCGAUCACCUGUAAAUACUUAAUACUCUAUUUAAGUACUGAUAAUAAUCCCAAUUCUUUUUCAGUUUUGAAAUUUAAAAAAGAUAAAGCUGUAUUUAUCGUUGCUGUCAGCAUAUACUGUAGCUUCAAUUGACAGCAUUAUGUACAUAGGUCACCUUUUAGUAUUAUUUCACAUUGAAAAGUAGAGGGCGUUUGUGAUGGAAAUGACUAUUGAGCUUCUAAUAGAGUUUCUCUUUAGUUUUGUAUGGUUGAACGAAGGAAGGAUAGUGCUAACAUGGUACAGUAGUGGCAGUCCAUUUAUUUCAACUUGGAUAUAUAUAUGUAUGUGUGUAUAUAUAUAUAUAUAUAUAUAUAUAUAUAUAUAUAUAAAGCUGCUAGAUACAAUCGCUAAUUUUGUGUCAAAAGAAAAUCAGCUAUGGAAGACUGUUAAAACAAAACGUAGUUCUUCAACAGCAUAUAACCAUGACCAUGAGUGUUUUUUCUUUUCGUUUGUUUUAUUUGUUCGUGUGCGAUGUGGGCAUAUUGAUGUGCACAUGUGUGUGUGUGUGUGCUUGCGAGUGCAUGCAUAAAAUUAUACGAGUCCUUACUCGUAUAUCUAUACAGUUGUUUCUGUGUGUGUGUGUGUGUGUGUGUGUGUGUGCGUGCGUGCGUGCGUGCGUGCGUGCGUGUGUGUGUGUGUACAAGCUAGUUUUAUAUGUGGUGGCGUGCAUGUGUAGUUUGUAAUCGAAAGGAUUUGUUAUAAUCUCCCAUUGUAAUUGGAUUUCCCUGCAUAUUGCAAGCUGAACCAAGGUUUGAUGAGCCUGAUUAAAACUUGCUGGCUGAGAAGCAAAAUGUAGGAUGUGCAUUUAUACAAAGUUUAGAGAAUACUGAAGUAACACUUCUCAUUCUGCAUUAACCAGCACAGUGCGACUUCCUGUUAUGUACUGUAUUAUAUAUGCAACAUGUGUCUGUCCGCUUUUAUAUAUAUAUAUAUAUAUAUAUAUAUAUAUAUAUAUAUAUAAUUUUUUUUUUUAUCUGCAUUAUGUAAAAUUUCGAUUUUAACCACUUUGCUGCUAGUCUUUAUCUUCUUUCAAUCUUGGAAAUUGUGCAUAUCUUUGGGAAUGCAUACAAGUGUACACUCUUGACUUUGUGUAGAUAAAAAAAAAAACGCUAUAUAAACCUGUUUCUCUUCAGUGUAUCGUUUUAAAAGGUUACUUUUCACAGCAGAUGAGUGGUUCUGUUUCAAUUCUCCAAUGCUUUGGUGCACUGAUUAUAUGUAAGCUUUUUUUCAUCUUACGGCGCUUGAUGAUGUAACAUUUAUGUGAUUAGUUCUAAAUAGUGGAAGACAUUUGUGUUUUAAAAAUUGCAGUAUAAAUGGUACUCUAACUAUUCUGUAAAACACUGCCUGUCUUUCUUUCUCUCUUUUUUUUCCCCUUUUCUUGUGCAUAUUUCUUUACUGAGCAUCCUCCUUUGAGUUUCUUAGUGCCAUCAGCUUUCACACCCUGACAACCUCGAAAAAGUGCCUCACGUCCAUCCUAGUUUCCAUCUUACGAUCUUAACAAUUCUUGUUCUGGUUCUAUUGGUUUCUAUACUAUCACGGUUCGAAAAAUACCAAGUAUAUGAUGUAAAAUUUAUAGUCCCAAUAACUCAUGUCAUAGUUGUAUUUUCUUUAUACAGAUGUAGCUUGUUACUUUUCAUAAAUAUAUAAUGUAAAUAUGCAUACAUAUGUUUGUAACUGUUUUUAUGUUACAUCAUACACUUGUAAUUUGACAUAUCAAAUAACAUUAUCAUAAUAAAAUGGUGAGU